UCUAUUAAAACGAGCAAACACAAACGUGCUGACGAUUUGAACUUUAAGGCCCUAGAAAGUUUCUAUACACUUGGACAGAGAUCCCAACGCUUGCAAUGCAGAUGACUAAUCGGUAGGUGGCGCCCAAACAAGUUUUAGUAGCGCCGAAGAAGACGAACGUCAUUUCUGUAAACAAUGUGUGGUGCGAGUUCUACGCCGGGUUCUUUUGGCUGUUUUUAAAGUCCACUUUUGUCGUUAAAUGUCACUUACUGAAGAGGCAUGACGUCGCGUUGUGAUUCACCCCGUCCUCCUCCACACGAGGCAAGACCUCGUGUUGAAGGUCCACGGAAAAGUAAGGACUGCCGAGGAGAUUGUAAAGAUGACUCUACUGACACGAAGCAGACGCAUAACGUGAAUUCUGCUAUGGGUCGCGUCUUAAAGCAGGUCGGAUCCACCAGCUCCGUCUUUAUCGGACCCGCGUUUUGCCCCAAAGUCACAGUCGCGGAGUCGCGCAUCGAGGAGACGUUAAAUGAGUUCUACAAAGAGCUCGAGGAGAUCGACUCAGUGGACGGUACUCCUGGGAGCCCGCGAGGCGUUUCAGCCGCCGUUACGCCGCGCGGAUCUCUCGAGACAAACACGGUGAAACAAACUUGCAACGCAGCCGUGGAGGAAAGGAGUCGCACGACUGGGUCGUCAGACAAACAUGUUUACAAGAUCAGCGCCGAACACCCGUCUCGACCGCACUGGUAUCGAAAUGAGCCAUACCGUCCUAGACGACCGACGGCUCCCGCCCUGCAUCACUGGGUUCACGCGCCGCCAUUCAAAAGGCCGCCUGAGCCAAGGUUUUACACGCCCCCCUACUGCGCCCCGCCACCCCCGUUUCCCUGCGCGCACCCUGGUCCACCCAGGUUUGCCCCGCGUGUCAAUCACAACGGGGGUUAUUCUGACCCAACACAACGCCAUGAAGAAAACGUGGACUUGCCACCAAGCCCCAUGAUUCCUCCCCCCUUUGAAAGAAGCAGCUUUUCUCAUGGAUUUAAAGGACAUUCUCACAGGGAGGAGUGGGACUGUAACCACGGCAACGAGUCAAAUAAUGUAAAUGUUGACUGGUCUCAGCUCGGCCGCGAUUGUGAUUGGCGUCAAAGACAGGAUCUGUGUCAGAACGAUGGUCAGCAGCAGCGAUCUAGUGAGGAGUAUGUCUGCGGUCCCUCCUUGGCCCUCAUCUUGAUGAGAGGAUUGCCAGGGUCUGGAAAAUCAACACUGGCAAGGAAGUUGCUUUCCACUGGCCAGAAUGGAUUAAUACUAAGCACAGAUGACUACUUUACCCAUGUUGAUGGAUACUUCUACGACCCAAGCUUGCUUAGCGAGGCUCAUAAUUGGAACCAAAGCCGAGCUAAAGAGGCUAUGCAUAAAGGGCAAUCUCCAGUAAUUAUUGACAAUACAAACAUCGAAGCUUGGGAAAUGAAGCCAUAUGUCCAAAUGGGCAUGGAGACAGGAUACAACAUCUACUUUCAUGAACCCGAGACCAGUUGGAAAUUCAACCCCUUUGAGUUGGAGAAGAAGAACAAGCACGGUGUGCCUCAGGGGAAACUGGCCCAGAUGAUGAGUCGGUUCUCUUAUCCAAUAUCUGUGGACAUUGUCAUGGGUUCGCAAGAGCCUCAUCACGUGACCAUGAGACAUCAGCCAAAGCAUCGGCAUCAGCACAGUCAUAAUCAGGGAGAUUUCAACCAGUGUUUCUAGAAGUGUUAACCAUGUAGAUGUUGUUUAACAAUAUCUGCUUGAUUUCAUUAUAAAUGAAAUUCAAUGGAUAGGUGGAUGAAAGUGUACAUUUAUGUAAAAGAAACAUAAUUUUUUUUAUGCUGUUUGAUUAUAAUUUUUUUUACAACCUGCAUCUUUGAGAAUCUUGCAAAAAAAAAAAAUUGGCAUUCUUUUUUAUUUUAUUGACUGACAGUUUUUCUGCACCUAAUUAACUAAAUUAUUUUCUGAAGUAUUCUUGUUCAACAACUUGUGUCUUCUGCACAAUAUAAAGAAAAAACAAAACGAAGCAAAACCGAUAGUUUAGGGUUUGGGUUGGGUAACCCUUACUUGCAGUUACCCUAUAUCAGCAGAAGGACUGUAUCAUUUUGCUUUUGUAAAAAGAAAAUUUACAGUUUGGCUUUACUGUUUGAUGACAUCAAGAUUAUACUUGAUAUAAAGGAAACAUAAAAUAUGUGGUUUCUACUUAAAACCUAUGAGGGGCACCAUAACACAACUUUAUCCCACAGCUUCCACAAGGAGUCCUUCGAAAUGUUUCCCUUCCACAUUCAGCCGUGGAUUUGCAGAUGCUAUUUCAAGCUGUUUAGUGAGCAAGCUCUCGGCUCAUCUGAUUUAUUGUGUGAUCCGCCAUUUGUUUAAAUGCUGCCAGUGUGUAAAAACUUCAUAUUCUCCCAGUUUGGUCAAAGUUGUGCAUUGGUCUUUUCCACUGGGUAUGUUAACAUCCGUCCGGGCGGUGUGGCGGUCUAUUCCGUUGCCUACCAACACAGGGAUCGCCGGGUCGAAUCCCUGUGUUUACAUCCGGCUUGGUAGGGUGUCCCUACAGACACAAUUGGCCGUGUCUGCGGAUGGGAAGCCAGAUGUGGGUAUGUGUCCUGGUCACUGCACUAGCGCCUCCUCUGGGCGGCAUGGUGGCGCAGUGGUUAGUACGGUCGCCUCACAGCAAGAAGGUACUGGGUUCGAGCCCCGGGGUAAUCCAACCUUGGGGGGAUCGUCCCGGGUCAUCCUCUGUGUGGAGUUUGCAUGUUCUCCUCGUGUCUACGUGGGUUUCCUCCGGGAGCUCCGGUUUCCUCCCACAGUCCAAAGACAUGUAGGUCAGGUGAAUCAGCCGUACUAAAUUGCCCCUAGGUAUGAAUAUGUGUGGGUGUGUGUGUGUGUAUGUCGGCCCUGUGUGAUGGCCUGUCCAGGGUGUCUCCCCACUUACCGCCCAAUGACUGCUGGGAUAGGCUUUGGCAUCCCCGCAACCCUGAGAGCAGGAUAAGCGGUUCGGAUAAUGGAUGGAUGGAUAUUAACAUCCACACAACCAAUAACUCCCGUGAACAUCCCCAACAACGUGGCUGUGUGUUUCUCAAUCAGAAUCAUAUUUAUUGCCAAGCAGUUCAAGAACAUACAAGGAAUGAUUUUUUUUACUUUUCAUUUUGUCAACCAGUAGAUAUGCAACAGAGCUGAAGUCCUGAAGAAAUAUUAGCAAUAAUAAGUUAGAAUAAAACAGUAAACAUACACAGUACUCUGCCUUAGUAAACACAGUUAGGUCUCAUGAUACCACAGACCAAAACUUUAUUAGCCCACAACAAAACACUGGACCAAACGGAUAGAUACCACCUACUUAAUAAAAAGCUCUGCUAUAGAGCAACAACAACCUUAACGUCUUGCUCAGAGGAGCCAUGGCUGGUCACAUUCAUUAUUGUAUACCACAGGAAACUGCGUUGUGUGCCGGUAUAUUCCCCCGGUGUUCAUUAAACCAGCAAGAAACGCUGCUGUUUUGUUGGCUUUGACUGACAAAGUCCAUCUUUCAGCACCGCCAUGUCUUGUUGAUUUGUUUGAGAACUUUGGAUUACUUGUUUCCUGACCUCAUACUGGUUUUACUGACCGAAUUGUGUCUUGGUUUGGGCUGCAGGAAGAUACAAUGCAGCAUGCUCGCUUGUUCAGGGAUACUACCGAGUAAAAAAUGGAGCCGUUUGCAUUGUGUGGUCAGUUUGCUGAUGUGAAUAUAAUAACUGUCCAUAUGAUUAAUAGUGUGUUCUGAUAAGAAACCACAGCUUAUUGCAAGCUCUUGUAAUUUUCCACCUUUGGGUUUUUGAUGAGAGUGAAAUUCAAAACAGCACACACACACACACACACAAACAUAUUUGUAUGAAAAUAAACCCUGAUCCUUGAUUUCAUACUUGAGGUAAAUACUAUGAAUAUGAUUUGAUUACUGUCAAUGGAACAUAUUUGUAUAAUUAUUUUAAAUUAAAGUAA
Messenger RNA from Lampris incognitus (smalleye Pacific opah), 3972 nucleotides. It is a transcript of the gene n4bp2l2, whose product is annotated as NEDD4 binding protein 2-like 2. NCBI's taxonomy places the organism in Eukaryota, Metazoa, Chordata, Actinopteri, Lampriformes, Lampridae. Gene Ontology annotation, biological process: negative regulation of transcription by RNA polymerase II. Gene Ontology annotation, cellular component: nucleus. Gene Ontology annotation, molecular function: transcription corepressor activity. The record is from RefSeq and is a predicted model, not a curated record. The coding region runs from base 259 to 1719 and encodes 486 amino acids. The transcript is spliced from 6 exons.